AAGUGCGGGAACCGGAGCAGCCGGAGCGGCGGCGGCCCGUUGAGCGGGAUGGCGGCGCCGGCCAAGAGGAAGCCCGGGCCCGCGGAGGAGCCCCCCAUCCCCCGCAAGCAGCCAUCGGCGGGCGGCAGCCAGGUCCCCGGGGCCCGGCGCUCCCGGCGCCCCCCAUCCCCCAAGUGGCCGGCGGACGGCUCCAUCGUCCGCAUCGCAAUGGAGAACUUCUUAACAUAUGAUACUUGUGAAGUAUCUCCAGGGCCUCACUUGAAUAUGAUCAUUGGCGCUAAUGGAACCGGAAAAUCCAGCAUUGUUUGUGCUAUUUGUCUUGGAUUGGGAGGAAAACCAUCUUUCAUAGGACGAGCAGACAAGGUUUCCUCUUUUGUGAAGCACGGUUGUAACAAAGGCCUGAUUGAAAUUGAAUUGUUCAGGGCUUCUGGAAAUGUUGUCAUCAAACGGGAAAUUCACAUAGCAGGCAAUCAGUCUUCCUGGUUCGUUGAUACAAAGCCUGCAACUCAAAAAGUAGUAGAAGAGCUGAUUGCAGGCCUAAAUAUCCAAGUGGGCAAUCUUUGCCAAUUUCUACCUCAGGACAAAGUUGGGGAGUUUGCAAAACUCAGCAAGAUUGAGCUUCUUGAAGCUACAGAGAAGUCAAUUGGCCCUCCGGAAAUGUAUAAAUUUCACUGUGAGCUCAAAAACUUCAGAGAGAGAGAAAAAGAACUGGAGAAUUCAUAUAAGGAGAAAAACAACUUCCUGGAUAAAAUGAAACAUCAAAAUGAGCGAUAUAAGCAAGAUGUGGAGAGGUACUAUGAACAUAAGCGUCAUUUGGAUUUGAUCGAGAUGCUUGAGGCAAAAAGGCCAUUGGUGGAAUACGAACACGUUCGCAAAGAGCACGAAGAGGCAAAACAAAAACGUGACUCCAAAAAAGAAGAGAUUCGAACGCUUAAAGAAGCACAGUUCCCCUUAACACAGAAAAUCAGUGAAAUUGAUCAGCACAGUAAGAACCUGGAAACCCAAAUCAAGGAGACGACAGCAGCUGCCAAAGAAACAUCUCAAAAGUGCAAAGAAAAGCAAGAUGCCAUGGAAAGGAAAGAUAAACAAAUUGAAGAAAGUCAGCAGGCUUUAAAAAUAAAGCAAGUCCAAGAAAUGGCCCGUCAGGAGAGAAUCAGCAAUACUCAUAAAAUGAUAGAGGACUGGCAGAGUGAACUUAAAAACACAGGAAGCAGUGAGAAUCUUCAAGCCCAAAUUGAUUUGGUUAAUAACGAUCUGAGAUGUUUGGAAGCGGAAAAGGCAACAAUUGAUGGUGAAAUCGCUGAUCAGCAAAGAGAAAGAGAAAAUCUAGAAAGAGAAAAACAAAGUAUGACCGAUCAUAUUCAAAGUUUGGAAAACCAGAUGAGUCUGAAGGAAGAGAAGUUAAAAGGGAGAUACCCGGACACAUAUAAUGCUAUAAUGUGGUUAAGAAAGAACAAGGACAGGUUUAAACAGAUGGUCUGCGAACCCAUGAUGCUUUUGAUCAACAUGAAAGACAAUAGAAAUGCCAAAUAUGUUGAAAAUCACAUUUCAGCAAAUGAUAUGAGAGCCUUUGUAUUUGAAAAUCAAGACGAUAUGGAGACAUUUCUCCAAGAGGUGCGUGACAAUCAACAUCUGAGAGUCAAUACUGUAAUUGCUCCCAAUAGCUCACAUGCAGCUAAAACACCAUCAAGAUCUCUGGACGAGCUGCGGCAAUAUGGAUUUUUCUCUUUCUUGCGAGAACUAUUUGAUGCUCCUCAGCUUGUGAUGAGUUACCUUUGCUUCCACUAUAACAUUCAUGAAGUCCCUGUAGGAACAGAUAAGACCAGGGCUAUGAUUGAGCAGGUUAUACGGGAAACCAACUUGAAGCAAAUUUAUACAGCUGAAGAAAAGUACUCACUGAAGACUUCUUCAUACUCAAAUAAAAUUAUUUCCAGUAACAUAGCCCUAAAAGGGGCACAGUUUCUCACCGUUUCUGUGGAUGCCGACAAAAAAAAAUAUUUGGGAAAACAAUUACAGGAAAUUGAUAGAAAAUUGCAAAUACUAAAUACAGUAAUAAAAACUUUACGGGAGAAGCUCAGUUGUAUGGAACCCAGAGGCAAUGAACUCCGGCUGCAAAAGAAAGAGCUUCUUGAAAAAAAAACAAAGAAGAGACAGCUGGAACAAAAAAUUAUUUCCAAGCAGAAUAGUUUAAAGCUGAUGGAACAGGAUGUCUUCAACCUUGAAGAGGCGCAGCAGGAGACAGAUGCCAAAAUCAGAGAAAUUAACAUCCAAAAAACAAAACUUGUUUUUGAACAAACACAAUUGAUUAAGACGUACUUGAAAUUGAACAUCCGUAAGAUGAACUUGGUUCUUCAGAACACUAACGUGAUCUCUGAGAAAAAUAAAGUGGAAGCUGAAUAUAAAGCAAGAAGCUCACAACUUUAUAUGUUAGAGCAACAGUAUGUCGCCUUGGAAGAAAAGAAACGAAAAUUAUUGGAAAAGUGUAGAGAACUUCUAAGGAAAGCUAAGAAUGUGUGUAACCUUAGCCCAGAACAAUCUGUUCCUGUGGAAUAUCAGGCGGCAUUCCAAGAUCUCCCGAACACAUUGGAUGAAAUUGAUGUUUUAUUAGCUGAAGAGAAAUCAAGAGCUUCCUGCUUCACAAGCCUAACUGCUUCGGUUGUUGAAGAAUACAGGAAAAGAGAACAGGAAAUACAACAGUUAACAGCGCAAGUGAAGAAAUAUGAAGGUGAAUUGGAUAAUUAUAGGCAAAAUAUUACCCAGGUUAAAGAAAGGUGGCUUAUUCCUUUGAAACAACUGAUAGGAAAAAUAAAUGAAAAAUUCAGCAACUUUUUUAGUUCCAUGCAGUGUGCUGGCGAAGUUGAUCUCCAUAUGGAAAAUGAGGAAGACUACGAUAAAUACGGAAUUCGAAUUAGAGUUAAGUUUCGCAGUAAUAGCAAGUUGCACGAACUGACUCCCCAUCAUCAGAGUGGAGGCGAGAGAAGUGUUUCUACGAUGCUGUACUUGAUGGCCCUGCAGGACCUCAAUAAGUGUCCAUUCAGAGUGGUAGAUGAAAUAAAUCAGGGAAUGGACCCGAUAAAUGAGAGGAGAGUAUUUGAUAUGGUUGUGAAGACUGCCUGUCAGGAAAGCACUUCUCAAUACUUCUUCAUUACCCCAAAGCUUCUGCAGAAUCUCAAUUAUGCUGAGAAAAUGACAGUGUUGUUUGUCUAUAAUGGUCCUUACAUGCUAGAGCCUAACAAAUGGAAUUUAAAGGCUUUCCGUAGAAGGCGAAAGCGGAUGGAAGAUAACCCCCUGGAUCAGUAAUGAAAUCUGAGGCUUUUGGACUUUUGCCGUAAAACUGUUUAUAAUUACAGAGCUGUUGAAUGAUCAAGAGGACACUUGCUUAGAUGCAGUGAGUCAAAUUUAGCUUUGGAAACCUCAUGUCAAAUAGAAUUGGUUUGGUAAAUUUGGAACUUUGGAGUUAAUAUUCCUCCUCCUCUAAAAACUGGUGGGUAGUCUGAAUUCUUGUUAAAUCUGGAUCCCUCAUACCAUGGUGUUAGGUUACUGAGUUUCCCCAAGGUAUUUUAUCAGGUGAUAUAACCCAUAAAUUACCGAGGGUGUGGUUGGGGACCGUCUUCAAGAAUUUCAAUUGACUUGAUAACCUUGAGAAAUUAGUGUAGAAAAGACUUUGAAUCACUGUUUGAACUAGAAAUGCCUCUGUUUUCUUCCAGUAAUCAUGUUUAAUUGAUAAGGAAAGAGUGGAGGUAAAUGUUUUGCCUUGAAUAUGCUCACAUGACUUUGUACAUCUACAUCUAUAUAUGUGCGUGUGUGUGUAUAUAUAUAUAUAUACACACACAUAUAUAUAUAUAUAUAUAUAUGUCUUUCCCCCAAAAUGUGAGAUUUGGGUCUGUGGUCUCUUCUUUUUUUUUUUUUUUUUAACAGAAUGAAAUAUUCAGUUUUGAAAAUGGUAGAGGAACUUUUUUUAAAGAGCCACAAGCUGGCUACUGGGGGUUGAACAAAACAAAACUAAAAAGGACAAUUCUUUGGACUAAAAAAGCAAAGAAGAAUUAUGGGUGUUUUGUAUAAAAUGAACUGUUUUUCAUCUUCUAAAAUUGUUUAAUUUAGUUUUUUUAUAAGAAAUAUAUAUUUUUAUAACCACUGAAUAGGAAGGUUAACACAUACUCAUUCUCAUUUCCAUCUGCAAUUUCUCAGUACUUUAAAACUUAUUAGUUUAAAACCUGAAGACAUGUUUUAAACUUAUGAUUGUGGUAUUUCUAAAACAUUUUCAGUCAGCCCAGUGCACUUGAAAUCUACAGCAUCUAAUCAUUCCUUUCAUUUUUGUUUUUCCACAAAAGAAAUCGGUUCAUGACAUCAUUAAACUCGUCUUAUUCCAAAUGAUAAUAUGAAACAAAUUCUGCCCCAUUUAAAGUACAUAAAUAUGAGGAACUAGUUUAUUCCAAAGGCCCCCUCCCUAUUUUUCUGACCAUAGGUUUGAAUCUGUCAGCGGUGGCCAAGUUCUCUUCUGGUUGGCCUGGCCUGUAAGUUGAAUAAGUAAUUGAACUCAGUCUAAAAUAUAGCCCACAGGGUUAACAUUCUCCCUAAAAGGCUCAAAAACUGAGUUUAUCCUGUCUCUUAGAGGUUCUCUUUGGACGAUAACUAUUUGAACAUAUUAAAUCUCUUAAUGUUUAAAAAAAAAUGAGGAGCAUCCUUUUUUCAGCCCAAUAAAAUAACUGAAAAUCA
Molecule: messenger RNA, 4716 nt
Organism: Ornithorhynchus anatinus (platypus)
Lineage: Eukaryota; Metazoa; Chordata; Mammalia; Monotremata; Ornithorhynchidae
Gene: SMC5
Product: structural maintenance of chromosomes 5
Exons: 24
Coding region: 49-3300 (1083 amino acids)
Biological process (GO): double-strand break repair via homologous recombination
Cellular component (GO): Smc5-Smc6 complex
Molecular function (GO): ATP binding; ATP hydrolysis activity
Source: RefSeq, a predicted model, not a curated record